UAAAAGUCUGAAAUAAAGAAUUUUAUGAAACGAGCGAUUCAGACUUCAGCACUACUUGAAGGAAGUUGAUGACGAAACAAUAGUGCUGAAGUGAAGGAAUUUUUAAAUUAGAAUUCAAAGAGUCUCAAACCCCUUUGAAUUGAAAACAAAAUAUUCCGAAGUUAAUAAAAAAAUAUCAAAAAAAGUAUAAAAAAGUAUUCUACAGAUAAAUCUAUACAAUAUGAGUGACAGCGAAUCUGAAACCGAAAAUUUGAAGGAUGUUGAACAUGUUACGGGACCAGUUGAAGAUGCUUGGAAGAUGAAAAUUCCGGAAUUUAAAGAACAAGACAAUCCACAUGGAUUACUUGAGGAGAGUUCUUUCGCUACAUUGUUUCCAAAGUAUAGAGAAAAAUAUCUCUCGGCAUGUUGGCCUCUUGUUCAGAAAUCAUUGGAAGCACAUCGUCUAAUAGCAGAGUUAGAUCUUAUUAAAGGAUCGAUGUUAGUUAAAACAACGAGAAAGACUUAUGAUCCAUUCAUUAUAGUUAAAGCUCGUGAUGUCAUCAAGUUAUUGUCACGAAGUGUUCCGUAUGAACAGGCCAUUCGUGUUUUGGAAGACGAAGUUUCUUGUGACAUUAUCAAAAUUAAAAAUUUGGUGAGAAAUCGAGACAAAUUCAUCAAAAGACGAAACAGAUUGAUCGGUCCUGGAGGUUGUACUCUAAAAUCAAUCGAAUUGUUAACAAAUUGCUACGUUCUGGUCCAAGGAACAACUGUAUCUGCUGUUGGACCUUACAAAGGACUUCAAUGUGUUCGUAGCCUCGUCGAAGAUACUAUGAAAAAUGUUCAUCCAAUUUAUAAUAUUAAAGCGUUGAUGAUUAAGCGAGAACUAAUGAAAGAUUCAAACUUGAAAGAUGAAAAUUGGGAGAGAUUUUUACCUAAAUUUGAGAAAAAGAAUCCAAAUAAGGAAAAGCGUAAACAAAAAUCUGAUAAGCCUAAAACAAAGAAAAAAGAAUACACUCCUUUCCCACCAGCACAACCAGAUACAAAAAUCGAUAAAAUGCUUGCAUCAGGUGAAUAUUUUCUCACAGAAAUUCAAAAGAAAUCAAAACUCAAUAAAGAACGUCGUGAGAAACAAGCAAGUGACAAGGAAAAACAAAUGGCUAAACGUAGUAAAGAUUUUGUUGCUCCUUUGGAAGAAGAAAAUGUAUCGAAAAUUAAAAAAUCGAAAACAAAUAUUCCAAAUAAGGUUGAUGUCAAGAAAUUAAAAUCAAAAAUCAAGAAAGCAAAUAAAAUGAAAUAAAUUAGCA
Messenger RNA from Clunio marinus, 1283 nucleotides. The record is from the annotation of a GenBank genome assembly. Lineage: Eukaryota; Metazoa; Arthropoda; Insecta; Diptera; Chironomidae.